Molecule: messenger RNA, 1145 nt
Organism: Colletotrichum destructivum
Lineage: Eukaryota; Fungi; Ascomycota; Sordariomycetes; Glomerellales; Glomerellaceae
Product: Putative NmrA-like domain, NAD(P)-binding domain superfamily
Exons: 1
Coding region: 299-1135 (278 amino acids)
Molecular function (GO): oxidoreductase activity
Source: RefSeq, a predicted model, not a curated record
CACAGCGUCGUACGCUUCUAGAUUGGUUCCGGAAAGAGGAAGCAACACAGCUGAUCUUUGUACUACCUAGUAGCUCGGAUACAGCAGUUGAUAAAAGGCCCUACAUCAAUCUUAAUCUUUACUAGCUCGAACGGUUAUCAAGUUACACAGGAACCAUCAACGCAGUACAGAACCAUGGCGCCUACAAUUAAGAACGUUGCGCUCGCUGGAGUAAGUGUCUAAUGUGCCAUCGGAGGCAUCUAGUGGCUGACAUAUCAAGGCCGGUGGAAACCUUGGGCCCUCCCUCCUGAAAGAGCUCAUGGACUCCAACAAGUUCAACAUCACCAUCCUGACCCGCAAGGCCGGGUCCCAAAAGUUCCCUUCGGGCGUCAUGGUCAGGGAGGUCGACUACGAAUCCCUCGACUCCCUGACCCAGGCCCUCAAGGGUCAAGACGCUCUCGUCAACUCGACUAACAGCUUCGACCCCAAGGUCGCGACCCGCUUCGUCGACGCCGCCGCAGCAGCCGGCGUCUACCGCUACAUCCCACCUGACUUCGGCCUGGACCCGGAGCGCGCCCACGUGCCGAGCCUGCCCGUCUUCGGCAUCAAGACCCUGACGCGCCACCACAUGAAGCAAAAGGCCGCCGAGAACGACGGCAGGUUCACCUGGACCAUCAUCGCCAACGGCCCCUUCCUCGACUGGGGUAUCCGGUCCAGCUUCAUGGGCGUCGACGUCAAGAACAGGAAGCUCUCCCUCUUCAACGACGGCGAAAACGUCGUUCCCUACACGAUGCUCGCCGACGUUGGCAAGGCCGUCGCGGGCACGCUGCUGUAUCCCGAUGAGACGGCCAACAGGAUCGUCUACGUUCAAUCCACCGUCAAGUCGCAGAAGCAGAUGGGUACCCUUGCCCAGGAGGCCGUCGGAGGAUCGUGGGAUACCACCACCGUUGAUGUCGAUGCUAUCUAUGCCAACUGCAUAGAGUCCAUCAAGAAGGGCAUUAUGACACCCGAUGUCAUGUACCCGCAGCUCUUAUAUGCCUGUUCCAAGAAGGAGUUUGCUCAGCCGUGGGAGAAGAGCGACAAUGCGCUGUUGGGCGUGAAGGAGAUGAGCGAUGAGGAACUGAAGGCUGUUUGCAAGCAGAUCGCCUCGGAGUAGUUGAUUAUAA